Microbotryum saponariae is the source of this 2406-nucleotide messenger RNA. NCBI's taxonomy places the organism in Eukaryota, Fungi, Basidiomycota, Microbotryomycetes, Microbotryales, Microbotryaceae. The record is from the annotation of a GenBank genome assembly.
AUGACGACCGUCGCGGUCGCCUUGAAGCCGAUCGCCUUGGCUCCCCGCACGCUCGGACACAGCUACACCGAGAUACAUCGCUUCUUCACCAAACUCGGUCAUCAACAGCCACACUUUCAUUCGUCGUCCACGCCCCGCGAUGCUCUACACCAUCCUCAGGGCUGGACGAAGGCGUCACAUCGACCCGGCACACUCGUUCGACUAGCUUCCAGUCGACCCUCAGUCGCCUCGAUCUCUACGUCGGCGACCUGGAAACGAGCCUACACGUCGUGCCCAUCACCCAAAUGUCCUCAAAAUGCGGCAAAUGCUUCUGCUUCUGCUUCUUCGUCGACAUCCUCAUCCACGGAUUCGCCGAAUACACCCUACUACCCUAGCCAGGACAAAGGCCCUCCACCCCCACCACCAGCAGCGACGACCCCCUCGACGGCCCUAUCCAAGCCUACACCCCAGAUUCCGACAGCGCUUCCAAAGUCCUCACCGUCCUACCUUUCGUCCUUACCAGCCUCGUUGCGUCGACUUGCCGUCACGCUCCCUUCCUAUGCACCGGGUCGACCUCCAUCGCGCGAUCAGCUGCUCGAGGUGACCCACGGCUUCUUUGAGCGUCUGCGCAUCCGCUUCAAGUGGUUGACGAUCCGCUCCUACCGUCACUUCCGAGCCGAUGACUAUUCGGCCUUCUUCUCGUUCGGCAUCCUCGGCACCUUGGGUUGGUUUUUGCUCUCGACGACGAGUUUCCUUUCGUUCUGCUUCCUCGUUGUCAACUCGAUCAGUUCCCAAAACUGGCUCGGCACCAAGCUCGGCAACUAUCUCACCAAGUCGACCGGGGUCAGAGUCGUCUUCGAGUCGGCGAUCGUGCCCAAGUGGGGUGUGCUGGGGGGCACCAGCAAGAUCGUGUUCAAGAACGUCUUCGUGUCGAGGGGUACGACCGCAGACCAUUACAAUGCGGCGACGAGGUCCAAGACGUUGGCCAUAAAUGAUUUGGACCGCUCUGGUUCCAAGGACGAGGACGGGGCGCAUGCGCAAUCCGAGCAGGCGAGUUUGGAUGACGAACAGAUGGCCAAGUGGACUCAUUUCCACCUCAGUAUCGAUACCAUCGAAGUGACGCUUAGUCUGAGGAGGUGGUUGGACGGGAAAGGGCUCGUCAAGGACGCCGUCGUUAAAGGAGUUAGGGGCAUCGUCGGUGAGCCAUAGAUGCGGCCUCAGCCUCGUCCUGAUGGGACACUGAUAGCCAAUGUUAUGGGGUUCACAGAUCGAUCGCACAUCAUCUACGAUCCUGGAGCACCACGAGAUCGGUUCGCGUACCGGCACACAGCCCACCCGGGCGAUUUUUGGCUCGAGUCGUUGCAGAUCCAGGACUUUCUCGUGACCAUCUACCAACCCGAUCAAUUUCGACCUUACACGUUCUCCAUUUUCAACGCCGACAUCCGCCGCUUUCGCAAGCAGUGGUUGUUUUACGACCUCAUGUCGGCCGAAUCUGUCGUCGGCCAAGUCGACAACUGCCUCUUCUCAUUGCACACCCCUCAAUCGAUCGGACGCACGUCCGAAAUGGACCUCAAGGAUGCGAGGUGGGGACGCAUGUCGAGGUUCAGGAUCGACGGCGUGCCGAUCGACCACAUGCAGUCCGCGAAGGACACCGGCGUCCUGUCUUGGAUCACCUCGGGCCGGUGCGAUAUCGUCGCCGAUAUACGCUUCCCUAGGGACGGCGAUGAGCUUGACCUGUCGACGCUCAUGGCGGAUCUGGUCGAUGAGAUCGGUGGGAGAUUGCAGAUCGCUACCAAUGGGGGUGAACCUGCCUCUGCGACUUCCACGACCGGCGUCUCCAGCAAGGGCGAUCGCAUCCCUGGUCGAGGUACAUUGACGAGGGAAGCCCUCAGUGCCCCGGAGGAGUGGCAAGUUGAGAAGCGUAAACAAGCCGAACUGAGGAAAGAGGUCCGACGGGCCGAGCGGAAUGCGCGAGUCGUCGCUGAAGCCGAAGCGAUGGAAGAAGAGGACAAAGAAGACACUGAAGUGACGAAGCACGAAUGGAUCGAUCACACGGUCUCGAUCGACCUCGACAUUCGGUUCAAGGACCUUAAGGCCUCGGUCCCUUACUUCACCUCGGACCUAUCCUACGUUAACAACGCCUUGAUCCGACCGAUCGUAGCUUUUAUCAACUCGCACCAUACCCUCGUUCCGAUCCAUUGCCAUAUCGAUCUCGACCUCGACGAAUUCGACGGCUCAUGGACGACCUACGACGUCGGCUUGUUGGACCGCAUGUCCGAACAGACCUAUGCCGCUUUGGCUCAUCACGUCCAGAAUGCGAAUCAGCAGAGGUUGCAGGCCGUCAGUUUGUGGACGUUGCAGAUGACUGCUCAGGGGGUAUUGGCUGCGUUUAGGAACAAUUUGGCUUUCAAUGGUGGAGGAUCGUGA